GAUAUUGAUACUUCAAUCAUUUCCAUCCCUAGUUGAUUUAGAAACACGCGCAAUUAUAUUAAUUGUAAAUAUACAAGUUAAUAAAUAAUAAAAGCUGCACCUAUCAAGGCAGUACAACCACCGAAGUAUACUACACACAUAAAACUAGCUACCAUGGCUGGAGUACUUUUCGAGGAUAUAUUCAACGUGAAGGACAUGGACCCCGAGGGCAAGAAAUUCGACCGUGUAUCCCGCCUGCACUGCGAAUCCGAGUCAUUCAAAAUGGACCUCAUACUGGACAUUAACUCGUGGCUCUAUCCCAUGGAACUGGGCGACAAGUUCCGCUUGGUGCUGGCCACAACUCUGCGCGAAGACGGCUGCCCCGACAGCGGCGAAUACAAUCCCAUGGAGCACGAGGGUACCCGGGCCGACAGCUUCGAGUAUGUGAUGUACGGCAAGAUCUAUCGCAUUGAGGGCGACGAGGCCCACAAUGAAGCCUCUCGUCUGUCGGCGUACGUCUCGUUCGGUGGACUCCUCAUGCGCCUUCAGGGUGAUGCCAACAAUUUGCACGGCUUCGAGGUGGACCAGCACAUGUAUCUGUUAAUGAAGCGGCUGGCGUUCUGAGCCCACUCGUUUUACACCCAAUUACUGUUCCAAUUCAAAGGUUAGACAUAAACAACAAACUUUAUUUACAGAA
Molecule: messenger RNA, 676 nt
Organism: Drosophila guanche
Lineage: Eukaryota; Metazoa; Arthropoda; Insecta; Diptera; Drosophilidae
Gene: Rpb8
Product: DNA-directed RNA polymerases I, II, and III subunit RPABC3
Exons: 2
Coding region: 154-603 (149 amino acids)
Biological process (GO): DNA-templated transcription
Cellular component (GO): RNA polymerase II, core complex; RNA polymerase III complex; RNA polymerase I complex
Molecular function (GO): DNA-directed RNA polymerase activity
Source: RefSeq, a predicted model, not a curated record